CUGGCAUCUCACUUUCAUCAGAGCGCAUACCAGCGUUCAGUUUCAGAAGCAAUCCUUUUUUCAAGUAGCAAAAUGGGACGUGGUCGCGGCGGCGGUGGACGUGGUCGCGGAGGCUUUCGGGGUAAAAACAAGAAGGGCGGCGACCGCAGAGAUGUACGCACCGAACCGUGGUCCGAUAUAAGGAGAGAAAAUGCACUAUUCGAGAGUUAUUAUAAGACCGGGGGCUUCCUGGACGAGAAAGAGUUCGAGCAAAUGUGGAAGUACAUGGCCUCGGAUCUGCCAAACAGUUUCCGCUUCACAGGCACGAAGGCUGAUGCGCUUGCUGUGCGCGAGAUCUUCAAGAAGCGAUACAUCCCCGCCAUCACGGCAGUGGAAUUCGAGGGUGAGCCUGUACAACCACCGGAGCCGGUAAAGGCCUUCCCAGACGAACUGGUGUGGCACAUGAAGACUCACAAGAAGGUUAUCCGUCGCUACAAGCCAUUUGCGGAGUUCCAGAGGUUCCUUGUGGCGGAGACGACGGCAGGCAACAUCAGCAGGCAGGAGGUGGUGAGCAUGAUUCCUCCGCAUUUCCUGGACGUCAGACCGGGAAUGGUUGUCCUCGACAUGUGCGCGGCCCCUGGGAGCAAGUCUGCCCAGCUUGCUGAAAUGAUCCACGGCGACGAGGAAGAGCGAGUAAAGAGAGCGGCCAGCAACGAAUCGUUCAACGCGACCGAUGACGGUGACUACAGCGAUGAUGGCCGCUCCACCGGAUUGCUCAUCGCGAACGACACCGAUUACAAGCGUGCUGGAAUGUUGGUUCAUCAAGUCAAGCGCCUCAAUUUCCCCAAUCUCAUCGUCACACAGCAUGAUGCCUCUAUCUUCCCUUCAAUAGAAAUGCCGCCCGCCCCAGGUUCAACGAAGCCUCAGUAUCUGAAAUUCGACCGAGUGCUGGCUGAUGUCCCUUGCUCCGGUGACGGCACCGCCCGAAAGAACCCCAAUGUCUGGCAAAAAUGGACCCCAAGAGAUGGACUGGGCCUGCAUAACUUACAAUUACGCAUCCUCAUGCGCGGACUCCAACUCCUCAAGAAAGGCGGACGGCUCGUGUAUUCUACUUGCAGUCUGAACCCGGUGGAAAACGAGGCCGUUGUAGCCAGCGCUAUCCAAGCAUGCGGAGGCACAUCCAAGGUCCAAUUGGUUGACUGCUCCAAUGCCCUCCCAGAACUGAUCCGAAAACCAGGCCUAAACCAGUGGAAGGUCCUAGAUACCUCGCAUAUCAAUGGAGAAGAGAAGAUCAACCACAUGUUUACCAGCUAUGAGUCUUUCUUGAACACGAAGGAGAAGUAUGAAAAGGAGGAGCCCGCCCGCCAGUUCUCCAACAAGAUUACGCGGAGCGUAUUUCCCCCCGUCGAUGCGCCAUCGGAAGCAGAACGCAUACCGCUGGAGCGUUGCGUAAGAGUUUACCCCCAUCUGCAAGAUACCGGUGGCUUCUUCAUCGCGGUAUUGGAGAAGCUGGACGACAUCAAGGUCGCACAGCCGGGCGCGUCGUCGAAAGGGAAAGCAGGGUCAACGGAUGCUACUCCCGUACCGGUGCAGGCCAGCGAACAUAGCGAUGCCACUCCUCAACUCUCAGCCGAAGAUGCUGUUCCCUCAGCACCCAGUCCCACUAAGCGUAAGCUGGAAGACACCGAGGACGAUGCCGCAUCAAAGCGGUUCAGAACCGAAACUGAGGACCCUGCGCAAGACGCCACCAACAAGGACGGGACCACCACCAGUGAACCUGUCAACGACACCACAUCCAGCACCCCCGGUCCCAAUGGGACUUCACAAACCCCCCAACCACGCCUCAAGUCCGAAUCUCAAUCUCAAAAAGAAUACUUCGAGUACCUACCCAAAGACGACCCCACCGUCUCCGACAUCCUGUCUUUCUUUGGCAUCUCGCCACGUUUCCCUCGCGACCGCUUCCUCGUCCGCAACAAGGAAGGCCUCGCCCUCAAUAAGAUGUAUUACACAUCCGAGCUCGCCAAGACGAUCAUCACUCACAACAAAGAUCGCGGCAUGCGAUUUAUCCACUGCGGGGUUGUCAUGUUCGUCAGCCACAAGAUCAAAGACAAGGACGCCAUGAAGGCUCCAUGGCGGCUGCAAAACGAGGGCAUCAAGAUCCUCGAGCCCUGGGCCGGCAAACGCAUAAUAACUUGCAAAUCGCGCGACGAGUUCUACCGCCUGCUCAUCGAGAUGUUCCCCAAGUUGCCGAAAGAUGGGUCGCAUGAGCUAGGUGAAGUGGGCGAGCAACUCAUGCAGCUGGAUAUUGGAUGCUGCUUCUUGAGGAUCGAGCAGGAUGAGAGUCAGGGGUUUCCGUUCAGGAUGGUGUUACCGGUUUGGAGGCAUCCGGGAAGUGCGAAUUUGAUGGUGGAUAAGGAUGAUAGGAAGGCGAUGCUUCUUAGGUUGUUCAAUGAGGAGAAUCCGAGGAUUAUCAAUCAUGUGAUGGAGAAGGCGAAGGAAGAGGCUGAGAAGGAGAGUGCGGAGGCAACGGAGGAGGCGGAGGGGGAGACUGAGGCUAAGGAGGAGGAUACUGAGAUGGGGGAUGCGCCAGUGGGAACGGAAUAGUAAGACAGUUCGAUAUGUAAGAUUCGGGAAUUGGGAAAUUUAUGUCAGGCGAUGGGAUCGGAUUCAUCUCAUGAAUAUCUAGAGUUCUAGCGUCUGUUUGAACCGUUUCGGAUGGUCAGGCAGGGUGGCUGAUCCGUGUGCGUUUUGUUUCCCUGCGUACACGCAUUUAUAUACUCUGCCCUUUUUCCAAUUUGUCCACAACCUCAUCAAUCUUCUUGAAGCUCCAGCUAGAGAAGAAAGCGGGAUACAAGAAGGGUCUCAGGUCGAAGCGGUUAUCAUCAGGAGAAUAUCCCUCAGCAUGAUACGC
Messenger RNA from Westerdykella ornata, 2890 nucleotides. RefSeq names its product S-adenosyl-L-methionine-dependent methyltransferase. Gene Ontology annotation, molecular function: tRNA binding; tRNA (cytidine-N5)-methyltransferase activity. The transcript is spliced from 2 exons. Gene Ontology annotation, biological process: tRNA methylation. Lineage: Eukaryota; Fungi; Ascomycota; Dothideomycetes; Pleosporales; Sporormiaceae. Bases 73 to 2583 code for a protein of 836 amino acids. The record is from RefSeq and is a predicted model, not a curated record. Gene Ontology annotation, cellular component: nucleus; cytoplasm.